GGAAAAAAUGAUGCUAAUCCGAUUGUCUCAGUGAGUUUUGGCCUUCAGAACAGUCAUGAUGUGUGUCUAUCCGUAAUAGAAAUCAUCGAAUAUUAUGUAUCUUAGUUGUUGUAGUAUAAAAUGAAGAGGAACACUCCUGGUGCAGCAAGCUCUUCGUCUGGCAGCGCGAAAGCGCAGCCCAAGAAGGCGACUCGCGGAGGCUACGACUUGAAGGCGGUCCUUGCCGCAAAGAAGGCUGAUAUGAACAAGGGUCGGCCCGACAAAUCCCUGUUGAAAGGCAAGUUAGCAGCCGCGCCUCCGGUUUUCACCAAGCAGGAAAAGCCCGCGGAGGAAGCCGAGAAGGAGGAGCAGCGCUUAUUGGACAGGAGGGUCGAGAAGGAGCAGGAAAAGUCGUCGAAAGAGCGCGCUUCACUGCAGGACAAAUAUGAAAACUACUUUUCAACGCGCGUUGGCGAGGUUACUGGGGAAAUGAUGCGCGAGGUUGAGGAGCGCGAACGUCGAAUGGAGGAGGAACAAAAGCAAGAUGAACAGAAAGAAUUAGAGGACAAUAAUGCGACUGGCAGUGCAACUACAGUUGUAACGAGCACCAUCUUGACGGACGGUCCAGCAACUUCUAGCACAAAGACCGCUGGGAACGCAGCGAAUAAUAGCCUUCCUUCAACUUCAGGCACAACUGCUGUUGCCGCUGUUGCAGAAGAAGGAGGUUCUUCAAGUAGUUCAGCAGCUGAUGCAUCUGGUGGCACCAGUACAGUUCUUGUUCCUUUUAAUAGCGUCUUAGCCGCAGCAGAUGACCAAAAUGUGCUAGCUCUCUUUUCCGCUUCUAGGCGAACGGAGCUUGCGAAGAAGACGGCUGCUGUAGUGCACUCGUACAGAGCCGCAGACGUUCAUGACUCCCGACCGGAGUUCACCGGUACUUUUUCCAAACUCUUUGGUUUGGGCGGUGCGCAUUAUGACCGCUUCACCAAGGAGGAGGUGUUUGCGGCGCUGCGGCGCUUGGGAGAGC
Amoebophrya sp. A25 is the source of this 1003-nucleotide messenger RNA. The record is from the annotation of a GenBank genome assembly. NCBI's taxonomy places the organism in Eukaryota, Dinophyceae, Syndiniales, Amoebophryaceae.